GCAUGAUCCGGGUCGUGAGAAUCACACCAAAGCAGGCUAGAAUUGUCGGGAGAUCCUAAUCCUUCAUCGGACAACCCUAGAAUACUAGAACGCUCUGAUUUCAUCCUGCUACAAUCAAAGGCUCUUUGGUUUUCUCGAGACCUUCGGCUUCAUUCAGAGAUGACGGAACCACCCUUCAGACCACGGGAGCAUCUUCUUGAGAAGCAAAGAUAUUAUCAGAGCAUACAUAAGCACACUUAUUUGAAAGGGCCAUAUGACAGGAUCACCUCUGUGGCAAUACCACUCGCAUUGGCAGGAGCUUCAAUCUAUAUGAUUGGACGAGGUAUUUACAAUAUGUCGCUUGGAAUAGGAAAGAAAGAAUGAAUGACUUGGGAAUUUCUGUUGAGUGCGAGGCCUAUUUCCUCAGAUGAGACCUGUUUUUCUUUGCACACUUGUGCGGUGGCGUAAUAAAUUUGCCUUGUUGCUGACUUUGAUCACUAAUGGAAGUGUAAAACUUAAAUGGAUCUGUUUUUUUUUUUUUUUGUUUAUUCGAUGUUAAUCAAUAGACGGUUUAAAUUGUGCAAGAAAAUUUAAUAUUAUCAUGCUAUUCGUCCUUGGCAUUCAUA
Prosopis cineraria is the source of this 605-nucleotide messenger RNA. RefSeq lists its product as uncharacterized. Bases 160 to 363 code for a protein of 67 amino acids. Lineage: Eukaryota; Viridiplantae; Streptophyta; Magnoliopsida; Fabales; Fabaceae. The transcript has 3 exons. The record is from RefSeq and is a predicted model, not a curated record.